Molecule: messenger RNA, 8523 nt
Organism: Brienomyrus brachyistius
Lineage: Eukaryota; Metazoa; Chordata; Actinopteri; Osteoglossiformes; Mormyridae
Product: cAMP-specific 3',5'-cyclic phosphodiesterase 4D-like
Exons: 15
Coding region: 5219-7381 (720 amino acids)
Biological process (GO): signal transduction
Cellular component (GO): nucleus; perinuclear region of cytoplasm; cytosol
Molecular function (GO): 3',5'-cyclic-AMP phosphodiesterase activity
Source: RefSeq, a predicted model, not a curated record
UCCAUUUUCCAUGGUGCCUCUUCCAAUUUAGGGGCACUGUGGUCAUGGAGCCUUCCAGUGCAGGGUCGCGGUAGUCCUGGAGCCUUCCAGUGCAGGGUCGCGGUGGUCCUAGAGUCUUCCAGUGCAGGGUCGCGGUGGUCCUGGAGUCUUCCAGUGCAGGGUCGCAGUGGUCUUGGAGUCUCUGCAAUAAUGCUUGGGUGGAAUGCUGGUCCCUUUCAGUGCUGAAGGAUACUAGAGAACUGAGAGGAAAUAACCGUACAUAAACUGAGAGGUUGUCAACAAAUGGACUGUAAUGUUUACUGCAAUGUAUACCCCCAGGCCCCCCUGGCCACAUCCCAUAAUAGUAGCUUGGACAUUCUAAACAUCCCCCUGUUUUCUUGUUUUAAUUUUUCCAUGUAGAUUACCAGCAGUCGAUUCCAUCUGCCAGCUGUUCCCAACCUCUUCAUGCCUGCAAAGGCGAAAGUGGCUGAAUAGAUGUUCCUGCAGGCACACCCUCUGCAUCCUUUUAGCCAGGCCUGGGGGGGACAGGCUGCAAGAGAGAGUCCACACUUCCUACUUCUUUACUGCCUGCUUGAGAGUUUCUCUUUUCCUUGUUUCAUUCCUCUGGAUGUUUGGGGCUGUUUCUCUGAACAGAGUCCAAGUGUUACUAGUGGGUUCACCAAGGCCUCCAAUGUCAUUUCCUGUGAUACUGAGCUGUAUGUUUUUGUCUCGUUUAAGACGCGACUGGAGGCGUACGUGUGCAGAAGCCUCAUUGCCCACAGUCACUCUAGGUUCUUUGACCUCAGAGUAAAAUGUAACUGAAAUACUUGAUGUCCAUUUCAGGCUGUUAACAGCUAACACAUAAAGUGAAAUCUAAGUUUUUUUGAAUGCCCACGUGGUUUUAUUCCAUGCACUGACUCAUUGCUUCUGAGUAAAGAUUGAUUUUGCCUGUUUUGCACUGGUGAAAUUGUGCAAUUAGUCAGUUCGGGGGAAUGCUUUUAAGCAUCAUGUGACGCACUGCACAUUGAAGAGUGUGGGACAGAGCUUAGACAGUGGCUGUGAGUUUGACGUCAGAGCCGCCCUUCCCUAAAUAAGGGUGACCCCUCCCCAUUAGGACCAGGAGCAGUGGGCAGAAACCCGCCCCCCAUGUGGUUAACAGCACCUUAUCAGUCUUUUCUGAGGUAGAGAGGCUGUCAGGAUAAUUAACAUCCCAGGGUUAGUGGCGCUCAAGCGAUGGCUGUUCUCACUUGAUAUCCGUGUCACGUGAGAUAAGGACAAGAAUUGGCUACUGUCUUCUUCUGGCAAGUGGUCACUGUAGCGAGUGCUAUCAAGAAGUGAGAGCAACUGUCAGCCGCUCAUCAUAUUCCAGAAAUAGAGCAGUUUUGCAUGCUUCGGAUACUGUGCUGCUGCAUGCAGCAGUAAAAGCAGUAGCUAGUUCAUUCAAAGACGCUAUGUAGCAACCUUAUUUUUCCAGUAGGUUAAGCCAUUACAACUACCAGCAGGUUCUUGGGAGCUCCUUGGAGCAAACCAUCAAGCACCUUUCCAUUAACUCUGGUAACUUUGUGAUGAAGGCCUGGAGGGUCCUGUCUUCCUCGCAAUUUUUGAAGAUUUGCACCCACUGCCCGGCUGCUGCUCCAGCAAUCCCUGUAAAUGGCUGCAGAUUUCAGUAUCCUUCCACCACUAGAUGUGCUUUGCUUGGCUGCGACAAGCUCUGAGAUUCCUGUUGCUGCCGUAUUUCAUGGCUGAGGAGGGGUACCUAAAUGACAUGGGCAUUACUGGCACACAUUGAGUGCAGAUUAAAGAAAGCAUCAUAUAUUAAAUAUAAAUAAAUGUAUAUAAAGCAUCCGAGCACUGGAUGGCAAUCCUAGAAAGACAGGAACACAUGGCUGGUUUGGGGCACUCAGACACUUCGGGGACAGAUGACAAAAGGAGUUUUGUGAUUAUUUGUUCAUUUGUGUCUUUGAUCCUGGUCUUAUCAAAUACCGCAGUAAGGAGAGGCUGCUGUCUUGGUCUUCCAGUGAGUGGAGAGCCGACAUAAUUUCUGGCAGGCCAAUGGGAAGUCAGGAAAACCUUUCAGCUUUUUCCCUGUCUGAUUGGACGGGGCUUGGCCACAUGGAUACAUAUAUGAACACUUUCAAAUAUAUGUGAGCUUUCUUUGUAAAAGCAUCUUUCCAGUUCUUCUAUGAACCCCAAAGGUCUGUAUGUCUUUUUAAAAUAGAUCACAGUGUUUACUCACUGUGACACUAUUCCAGGGCUCUUGUUUCUCCUUGUGGGAUAGGGGGAGGGUUUGUCUUUAGAGGUCAGUAAGUCGAUGCAGGAACAGUCACGGUGACGUCAUGGGAGUCAUUCUUGAUUUGGGUUGACCUUUUGGCCCCGGGACACACCACGCCAGCUGUUUAGUCCCUGUCUUCCUCUUGUUUUGCCUUAUUUGAUAGAUAUACGAUGAUACUUUUCAUUACUUCUGUAUCCUUACUGAGUAACAAUGUAGAAAUACAAGUUCAUUUCACACUUUUGAUUUUUAAUGGUCAGUAGGACUGUCACAUUUGAUUUACGUAGUGUUCAGAUAUAUGUGUAUUGGGAAUAUUCUGCUAUGGGCAUAUCAAGAUAUGUGAUACGUCCUGGUGUAAUAUAUCUGACCUUAGCCUGUGUUAGAUUUGCCACAAGCAGCUGCAGCUGUGAAAAACAUGAACAAAAUCUGCACUAUAUUCACAGUGUGAUUCAAGGCAGGAAAUAAAGAGCUUUACCAUAAAAUGCUUUAUCAUAAAAUCAUGAACCAUGUUCCCUAGGUGUAGCAUUCACUCAAUAUCUGUGAAAUAGUUGGUGCUAAAAAGUAAAAUUGUGGCCUGCUUAGUUUCCUGAGGUGACUGUGUUGCAUGGACACUGUUGCUUAUUAGCCGACACAUCAAGCCCUAAUGAGCGUGACCCUCAGACACCCUCAGCUGUCUAAAGUGUCGAUACCCCUUUGGACAGCAGCCGGGCCAAGAAACUGCUGCCGUCCCUGAACGUCCUUAAAUGUCUUAUUGAUGAUUAAGUGUGUGCCAUAUUGCCAGGCUAUUUUUGCAGUCUUUAAUUUUUCCAAAAAAAAAAAUUCAGGAGCUCUGUCUUGCAUCCAUGCAGGUUUUUUCUUUUGCGUUGAAAUGAUGUAGGACAGACUGUGGCGCCAGUUUAAAAUGUGAAAAGCUCACGGAUUCGCGCAUCCUGCUCUCAUAUCACUUAAAGAGUGGGCUCUGAGCGAAGGUACUUGGUGUGUGUUUACGCGCGUGUGUGUGCGUAUGUACGUAUCAGUUCUGCCCAAUGGCUGCUUCCAUGGGAAAAAUGUGAUACAGAACAUAGAUGUAAGAACCAUAUGUGCUACAAGUAAAUAAACACGUUAAUGGGAAGGAGAACAUUGGGUUAGAGGUUGCGACACCCAAGUGCUUUGUCGUAGUAUUUGGGUACCAAAGCACUUGUGGUAUAAUUCAUUGGCUUAUUAUAUUUACAUUCUUAAUACUGGCCAGUAGACAGUUCCCUUAAAACAGCUUUUAUGUAUUAAUUUUAAGGGAAGGAUAUGCGACUUUAGGGUUUUUUUAAACAUUCAGAGGUCAGCUACGGUCCUAGUGAUGUCAGUGCUAAACUUUAUCAUUGUUUGAAAGGUUCUUUUACUUUUUAUUUCUUCUAUUCUAUUUGUUCACGUAAACUUUUCAUUGGCAAAGAGCAGAAACUGAUCAUUAUUUAUAUACAAAUUUAGGGUAUGCCAUCAUGUAAUACGUUCCAACACAGAGCGUUUUAAAUUCCAUAAUGAAAAUUUAAAACACUGAGACAUAACAGGAAUUGGACACACAUCCUGCUUGUGUCUGUUAGGGUUAGAGUUUCCACACAACAGGAGGAGAACAUGAAUCAUUCUUAAAGUGACCUCCCUUCUUCACUGUCUCUGACUCUAUGCAUGCUCCUUUGCGUAUGUCUAUGCAAUGUGUAAUUUCUAAUUUCUGGCACUGGGAUGACCAUCUCUGUAGCCUCCCAAAGCCUUCCUGCCCUGCCCCACCUUUGUGCGCAGACUUCUAUUAAUAGUGGCCUGGAAGUGGUCAGACCUCAUUACCCAGGAGAGCUUGUUAAAACAUCAACAGCCGACACAAGGCAAUGGAGCCACACAUAUUAAUUACCGUCCCAUCAGGCUGUCAUUUAUAACCUGACCCCCGUGUCACAUGUCAUGCAGAAUAACCUUUUGAGAAGACUGCACACUCGCUCUGCUCCACCUCAUGUGAGGAGUAUUUUCAAUCCCUGUCCUCCUCAGAGUGUCAAGUGCCCAAGUGGAUUUGUGUGCUUAGUAAAUGUCUGUGGCCUUUCCCACAAUCCUCUGCCUCAUUAAAGUCCAAACCUGCAGAGGUACCGACCAUCUCAGGCCCUAGAGUCUGGCACAGAGUCCUAACCUUUAGAGGCACAGACCACCUUGCUGAUCUCCAGUCCGACACAGAAUUCUAACCUGCAGAGGUACUGACUACCACACUGUCUUCCAGUCCAACAUAGAAUCCUAACCCACAGACCCACAGACCACGCCACUGUCCUUCAGUCUGGCACAGGGUCCUAACCCACAGAGGCACAGGCCACCUUGCUGUCCUUCGGUCCCCUUUGAGAUUUCUCUGCUUAGCAACUCUAUACUUAAGCAGAAGGGUGAUUCUGUCUGAAUGAUGCACUUUACUGGCUCUGAGCUAAGAAGGAGGCAUAAAUGUGUGAGAGUUUUUGGUCUCAUUUGCUCUAUUUCAUUGUAACCUUUGUGUGGUUUUUAAGUGUCCUGCUUGACAUCUUGUCAUUUAUUUAUUCUAGUCAGAUCAAAUUUGAAUAAAGCCUGUUUUUUUAAGGACAGUCAAAUAUGAGGACAUAUGAGGAACAUGAAACUUGAAAUAUGAAGAACAUAAAAAUGACUCAACUCUUAAGCAAUGAGUGUAGCACUUCUGGGGGAAAAAAAUGUAGUAUUCUAAAAAUUAACCACAGAAAACAACUUGGUGCUGGUUGAUAGCAGUGGGGGUGUUAACCUUGAUGAUCAUGUGACUGGGAGAAGUGAGAGGAGGGUUCAUGCAGAUGAGUGAAGCGCACAGCACACCAACUGGCAGCCGGAUGUCUGCUGUUUUGUCACCAUCAGCAGAAGACUCGUUGCUGGUAGCAGUCUAUGGCAUACACUUGGUCUUCUGGUAGCAGUCUAUGGCAUUCACUGGGUCUUCUGGUAGCAGUCUAUGGCAUUCACUGGGUCUUCUGGUAGCAGUCUAUGGCAUUCACUGGAUCUUCUGGUAGCAGUCUAUGGCAUUCACUGGAUCUUCUGGUAGCAGUCUAUGGCAUACACUGGGUUUUGUCUGUGAUCUUAAGAAUCAUGAAGUCAUCAAAAUUACAUUACAGCUUCGAUGUGGAGAAUGGGCUUUCUGCCAGCCGCAGCCCGCUGGAUCCCCAAACGAGCCCGGGCUCCGGGCUCAUUCUGCAGGCCAAUUUCCCGCACAGCCAGCGCCGCGAGUCCUUCCUGUACCGCUCCGACUCCGACUUCGACCUGUCUCCCAAGGCCAUGUCCCGAAACUCCUCCUCUGCUAGCGAGCUGCAUGGAGAAGACAUGAUUGUAACACCAUUCGCACAGGUCCUUGCGAGCUUACGGACAGUGAGGAGCAACUUUGCUGUGCUAACGCACCUGCAGGAUCGUGUGGCCAGCAAGAGGUCGUCGGCCAAUAGCCCUGCAUCCAUGUGCAAAGCAAAUCUGCCAGAGGAGGCCUACCAGAAGCUGGCCGUUGAGACGCUGGAGGAGCUGGACUGGUGUCUUGACCAGCUGGAGACCCUACAGACACGGCACUCUGUCAGCGAGAUGGCCUCAAACAAGUUUAAGCGGAUGUUGAAUCGAGAGCUAACCCAGCUGUCAGAAACGAGCCGCUCGGGGAACCAAGUCUCUGAGUUCAUCUCCAGCACCUUCCUGGAAAAGCAGCACGAUGUAGAGAUCAUGUCCCCAUCCCCGAAGGACAAGGACAAGAAAAAGCGCCCCAUGUCUCAGAUCAGCGGCGUGAAGAAGCCAGUUCACAGUCCCAGUGUGCCCCCCUCCUCAAUUCCACGCUUUGGCGUCAGCACAGACCAGGAGGCAUCGCUGGCCAAGGAAUUACAAGAUAUCAACCGAUGGGGCCUAGAUACCUUCAAGAUAUCAGAGUAUUCUGCCUAUCGUCCUUUGACUGUAGUCAUGUACUCCAUCUUCCAGGAAAGAGAUCUGCUGAAGUCGUUCAAGAUGCCAGUAGACACUUUCAUCACAUUUAUGAUGACCCUUGAGGACCAUUACCAUUCUGAAGUGGCCUACCACAACAACAUCCAUGCUGCAGACGUGGUCCAGUCUACCCACGUCCUCCUCUCCACUCCAGCACUUGAGGCCGUUUUCACUGACCUUGAAAUCCUGGCCGCCCUCUUUGCUAGUGCCAUACAUGACGUGGAUCACCCCGGUGUCAACAACAAGUUCCUCAUCAGCACAAACUCAGAGCUGGCACUGAUGUACAAUGACGCCUCCGUCCUGGAGAACCACCACCUGGCUGUUGGGUUCAAGCUGUUGCAAGAGGAAAACUGUGACAUUUUCCAAAACCUCAGCAAAAAGCAGAGACAGUCGCUGCGCAAGAUGGUCAUUGACAUGGUCUUGGCUACUGACAUGUCCAAACACAUGAACUUGCUGGCAGACUUGAAGACCAUGGUGGAGACGAAGAAGGUGACGAGUCUAGGAGUGCUGCUCCUAGACAACUACUCUGACCGUAUUCAGGUUCUCCAGAACAUGGUGCACUGUGCUGACCUCGGCAACCCUACCAAGCCCCUGGAGCUCUACCGGCAGUGGACCGACCGUAUCAUGGUGGAGUACUUCACCCAGGGAGACAGGGAGAGGGAGAAGCACAUGGAGAUCAGUCCAAUGUGUGACAGACACAAUGCCUCCAUUGAGAAAUCCCAGGUUGGGUUCAUUGACUACAUCGUGCACCCCUUGUGGGAGACAUGGGCAGACCUGGUGCACCCGGAUGCCCAGGAGAUCCUUGACACGCUGGAGGACAACCGAGAGUGGUACCAGAGCAUGAUCCCACACAGCCCGUCCCCCCAGCCCGAGGACCAGGACACGGAGGACCAGGCAGCUGUGGAGACUCGGGAGGGCAGCAGUGCCUCUGCUGGAGAGAAGUUCCAGUUUGAACUGACCUUAGAAGAAGAGGAGGAAUCAGACAGAGAGGGCCGUCCGGAAGACGAGGAGAUGGUAGCCGUCGGUGGUGGACCAUCCGGAACUUCUCCAGACAGCCAAACCUUGUCCUCCGACCCUCAUAGCAGCCUCCCAGAGACCCCCCACCAGAGGAUGCAGCCCUCUCAGGUGGAUGCAGGGGACACAGAAGGAGAACAGGAGCCGGAAGGAACCAAUGUGCCAGGUUUACAGCCAACGACAUAGCAGUGGUCUUCAGUCACCAGGGCUAGUUUCUUUGCUCCAGACUGUGAGGGUCGGCUCGUCCUGCAGAGGAGAUUGGUGCCAUGGAGGAGGAAUGGCAAGGAUGAGCUUCCAAGCCAAACUCAGACAAGAGUGGCCUUACGCUGGAGGUGCCUCAGAAGAAAGCCCUCUAUUUUAAUCAGGAACAGACAUGUCCUUUUUCAGUUAGAGGGUCUUUUUUAAUACCCUUUUCAUAGAUUAUAUGAAUAUUUGAGGGGGGGGGUGUCUUGGGCACAGACUGCUGUAUUUGGCUAUUGGUUUGUUCAUUCUCUGAAGCUUAAAUCAGCCACACUAAGGUCUACUGACAGAGGAAGAAGGGAUUCUGCUGAAAAAAGUCUUUAAAAGAUUUCAUGGCGUUUAUAGGAGAAAAAAUACAGUUUGCUGUGGAAGAAAGUGACUUUGAAUUUCCAUAUUUUAAAUUUGUUACAGGAAAACUAUGACAUAUAUAUAUAUAUAUAUAUAUAUAUAUAUAUAUAUAUAUAUAUAUAUAUAUAUAUAUAUAUAUAUAUAUAUAUAUAUAUAUAUUAGUUAAAAACAACUAUGUUUUACCAAAUAUGUACCAAAACAGAGAGAAAAAAGCAUGUCACUAACCUCAGGGUAUGAAGAAAAGAAUGGAUUUCAAUGUAGCACGGAUGUCUGGGUAGCCGUUUACCCUGCUCCCUGUACAGUGUGCCUGGGCAGUUCUAUUGGAGAACAGUAUCAGAGGAAAAACAAAAAGCCUGAUCCAUUUUGUGUGUCUGGCGCCCUCUAUUGUUUAUUAUUUAUCAUUAUUUCAUUAGUAAAGUCUCCCAGUGUAAAUUUGUCAAUACAUUCAUUACAGGGCUUUAUCACUAAAAUAUUAUACAGUGUAAUAUUUUUCAACAUUACUGUCCUAGAAGAUUUGAGAAACACUUUUUUUAUGAUUUUAUGUAAAUCCUUGUUCUAUUAGUCAGACUGUAGAUAAUUUAGUUUUAUUGUAAAACUGUAUCUGAAUCUUUCUGUCUGUAAACGUGUCAGUGUGCCACACAUGUUCCCACGUCCAGCUGCGGUCGGUGCGCGGUACAAGCAGCUGAGUGCCUCAUCGCCGUUUGCCAGUGAGCGCCCGGCAGCACUGCAGGGGGGGGGGG